CACUUGGUUGCCCUACGUGUCACUCAAUCAUAAUCAAUGUAAGAAUCAUAAGUCCUUGAGUUUGUGUUGAAUUUAUAGUAUAUAUAAACGGUUUUUCUCUCAUACUUAACACUUAACUACUGAUAGUUUACUCUAAUUUAUAACAGUAUUACAUAUAAACAGUUGUUUUUGAGCCCGAAGUGACCGAAAAUGCCGAUCGAUAUCUACUCCUUCUAUGCCAGUCCUUUCUGUAGGUCUGUCCUCAUGACUGCCCGGGAGCUCAACAUUGAGCUGAAUGUCAUUGAAACAGAUCCCGGCGCUGGGGAUCAGUUUAAGCCGGAAUUUCUUAAGUUAAAUCCGAGUCAUAAGAUCCCGACUAUAGUGGACGAGGGGUUUGUGUUAUGGGAGAGUCGGGCGGUUAUGCAGUACUUGUGCAACAAAUACGGUCCCGACUCUACUCUAUACCCGCGGGACCCCAAAAAGCGGGCUAUAGUGGACCGGUGGCUCAACUUUGACAUAUCGCUCAUGGAGUCCAUGAAAUCUGGAGUGAUACAAAAGGCUUUCUGUGGUGUGGAUCCGCCCGAAGACAAGAUCACAGCACUGAAGACUAAUUUGAAACUUACGGACCAAUUGAUCGGCGAUAAGAAGUAUGUGACGGGAGAUCACUUGACUAUCGCAGACCUGGCACUGUUGGUCACAAGUGUGCCACUAUUGAUGACCCAGUACGAUUUGUCGGACCUGCCACACCUGAAACGUUGGCUCACUUCCCUGUCCACUGAUUUGCCAUAUUUUGCUGAAUUCAAUGUAUUUGAUCAGAAAGUGAUGGGCGAGUGGGUCGCCAAGAGUCAGCAAGAUUUCACGGGCAAAGUAGUGUUGAUCACCGGCUCGAGCGGUGGCAUCGGUGCUGUCACUGCCGUAGAGUUCGCUCGACUCGGGGCUCAAGUGGUAGUCACCGGUCGCAGGAAGGAUAGGGUGUCCGCUGUGGCCAAACAGUGCGCUGAGGCGUCGCCUACAGGAGUGAAAGCCUUGGAAGUGGUGGCCGAUGUCACCAACGAUGACGACUGUCGCCGAUUAGUGGCCGAUACUAUCAAGACAUUCAAAAAGUUGGACAUUUUGAUCAAUAACGCGGGUCGGGGUGUAGUGUCGAGCAUAUGGGACGAGGAUAUCCUCGAUAAGUAUGAGCUAAUUAUGAACACAAACCUCCGGUCAGUCGUAUGGUUGACUCACUUAUGUGUCGAGCAUUUGGAGAAAACUAAGGGUAAUAUCGUUAACGUGUCGAGCAUUGCGGCCUUUAAACCGAGAGGGCUAUUGUAUUCAAUGUCAAAGGCGGCGCUGGAUAUGUUCACAAAGUGCGUAGCGCUCGAGUUGGGCCCCAAAGGCAUCCGGGCUAACGUUGUCAAUCCCGGUGCCGUGAAGACCGAGUUUUUAGAAGUCUGUCUUAACAUGAAUAAAGCAAAAUCGGAUGAAUUUUUGGAGGGUAAGGCCAAGGAGUACCCGUUGGGACGGGUGGGUGAGCCCAUGGAUGUGACAAAAGCCGUGUUGUAUUUGACGUCA
Oppiella nova is the source of this 1533-nucleotide messenger RNA. The record is from the annotation of a GenBank genome assembly. Lineage: Eukaryota; Metazoa; Arthropoda; Arachnida; Sarcoptiformes; Oppiidae.